AGUCGACUUUUCGUUUCAACUAUAAAAGCCUUGUCCAUGGACAGUUUGACACUUUUGAUUUUUGUGUGUGAGAAAAAGUGAAAGAAAUAUCAACCAUCUCUUUCUCUCACACACAAAAUCAAAAGUUUCUCAACAUAAGUUUCCCAGUGUGAACCAGGUCUUUAAGAACCGUCACCUAAAUGUAGCAGUCGACAUUUGCAAUUAUUUAAAUUCCGUUUCCUCUAACGAUAACGGUUCCGUACAUAAAAAAACAUACUCUCUUCUAAAAGAGAAUUGUAAAGAAUUAAAAGAGAGAGCUUUUUCUCAACAUUUGGGGUAAAUGUAGCGUCGCCAAAACAAUAAUAAAAACACGCGUGAACAUAUCACAACAAUAAAAAAAUACAAUACGAAAAAAGCCACUCAAACGAGUACAAUAAUCUCUGUAGUUAUAUGGACGGAUAGAUGUUUAUAUUUUGUAGUAAUAUUAGUUGUACUUUGUUAUUAAAUUGACCUGCUAUCAGUUUUACGAUUAGUUAAAUUUCAAGCUUUUUUGAAUUAAAAGUUAUAAAAAUUAUUAAAAAUAAAAAAACAAACGCGAGUAUGCAAUCGAAUAGUCAAUGCUGAUUUAGUGUGGAAAUUAAGGUUGUGUUUUAUGGCUGCUAGUUUUUUAAGCAAACUGUAUAAGACCCCGAUAAAAUAAUAAUAAAAAAAUAAUGCAUUAUAUAGCGGCAUUGGAUGUGGGAACAACAACAGUACGUUGUUUUGUGCUCAAUGAAAAAUGUGAAAUUAGGGGUUCAGCUGUGGAAGCGGUGGAAUUGUUGAAUCCAAAACCGGGUUAUUUUGAAAUUGAACCAGAAGGUUUAUGGCGGAAAAUCGUUAGAGUUAUAAAAACAGCUGUGCAAAAUGCACAAAUUUCACCCUCUCAGAUUACCUGUCUGGGUAUCAGCUCACAACGUUGUACAUUUUUGACUUGGAAUCAUUUGACUCAAGAAUAUUUUCAUAAUUUUAUAACCUGGAAAGAUUUACGUUCCGAUGGCUUGGUUGACAAAUGGAAUAAUAGUUUUACUUUGAAAACCAUCAAUAGCUUGGCUUAUGCUUUGUAUUUAUUAACACGUAGCAAUCGUUUUCUGGCUGGCAGUGUUCUGAAAAUGAUGAAUGGCCAAGUUACAUUACGUUUACUGUAUGAGAUAAAAAAUAAUCUAAAAUUGAAAGAAGCUUUAAAAACAAAAUCUGCCAGAAUUGAGUUAUUGGAUUCAUGGAUUUUGUAUAAAUUAAGAUCGGGUAAUGGUGAGAAUCCUAAUGUUGAACAUAUAACCGAUAUAACCUCAUGUACCGCAACUGGUUUAUUUGAUCCCUUUCUGUUGGAUUGGUCACCAAUGAUGAAAUUUGUAUUUGGAAUUGAUAGUUCCCUACUGCCAAAAAUUGUUAAUAAUUCGUACAAACAUUUCGGACAUAUCAAUCCCGUCGACUUUGGACCCGAAUGGCAAAAUUGUCAAAUUCCUAUAACAUCAUCGAUUAGUGAUCAAGCGGCUGCUAUAUUUGGCUCACAAUGUUACACAAAAGGUGAUGUUAAAAUCACUAUUGGAACGGGAGCCUUUUUAGAUCUAAUAACAGGCAACAAGUGUCAUGCUUCUUUAAAAGGCAUGUAUCCUUUGGUAGCAUGGCAAUUUGAUGACACUACAUUUUGUGUUGAGGGUGCUGCCCAUGAUAUGGGCACAAUAAUAGCUUGGGGUCAGAAUUGUGGUCUAUAUGCAGAUCCAGCGGAAACUUCGAGUAUAGCAGAAUCAAUAACCGAUACAAAUGGUGUAUAUUUUGUACCGGCCUUCAGUGGUUUGGGGGCUCCCAUAAAUGAUCAUAAGGCGGCUAGCGGUUUUAUAGGCAUAACACCUUCCACCACAAAAGCGCAUCUAAUUAGAGCUUUAUUGGAAAGCAUCGUAUUUCGUUUAGUGCAAUUAUGUAGAACGGCGGAAGAAGAAACGGGACAGAAGCUUAAGAUUCUAAAGGUAGAUGGUGGUGUCUCACGUAAUAAUUUUGUCUGUCAAUUCUUAGCAGAUGCCAGCGGUAUACACGUGGAAAGAGCACGCAAUCCGGAAAGUAGUAUAAUGGGUGCCACCUAUGCUGCUGGCAUUAAUUUUGGCCUUUGGAAAACUUUUAAUGAUAUAAGUAAAUUUCGGGACAUAGAACGGAUCUUUGAACCGAAUAGAGAAAAAUAUCACGAAAUAUGUGAACGUAUGAAUAGUUGGCUUAAAGCUAUAGAACGUUUUGGUCAUUGGUAUUGCUAGUAUAAAGCUUAUGAGUUUAUGUAAAUAAUGUUUGUUUAAUUGCAUUUUUCAAACUUUUACAAGAAAAAAAUACUUAUAAAAAUAUAACAAGUAAGAAAUUAUAGUCGGGCAAGGCCGGUCAUAUAAUAACCUACACCUGUUACAAAA
This is a messenger RNA of Lucilia cuprina (Australian sheep blowfly), 2408 nucleotides long. RefSeq names its product putative glycerol kinase 5. Lineage: Eukaryota; Metazoa; Arthropoda; Insecta; Diptera; Calliphoridae. Bases 693 to 2261 code for a protein of 522 amino acids. Gene Ontology annotation, molecular function: kinase activity; phosphotransferase activity, alcohol group as acceptor. The transcript is spliced from 6 exons. The record is from RefSeq and is a predicted model, not a curated record. Gene Ontology annotation, cellular component: mitochondrion. Gene Ontology annotation, biological process: triglyceride metabolic process; glycerol metabolic process; glycerol-3-phosphate biosynthetic process.